This is a messenger RNA of Owenia fusiformis, 320 nucleotides long. NCBI's taxonomy places the organism in Eukaryota, Metazoa, Annelida, Polychaeta, Sabellida, Oweniidae. The record is from the annotation of a GenBank genome assembly.
UGAGCAUGUACCAUGUUCAAAGUUAGCAUUUUUACCAACUUUAUUCAUAUUUUCAUGGCAAAAAGCAUUUAAUGUACCAUUUGGAGCUGUUGCUGUUUCAUUGUUAUUUCUAAAAAUGUUCAUUUGUGAUGUUGCAAGCAAUUUAGCCAUCACAGAUAUAUUCACCUUGACCCUUGAAAUACCUUCUAGUGUUUACAGAGGCAAAGAAAUGUUAGGGAUCAAGGAUUCAUUUCAAAAAUAUGUAGUUUGCGAAAAGUGUCAUCAUUCAUAUGAAAUUGACAAUAAUUUGACUUUAAGGCAAGAUGGCUCCAGAGUUUCCC